AUGGCUCCGCAUUUUCCGCGACGCUGCUCGCACCAACCGUUACGAAGGACCACUUAUCGCCCGCUCGCAACACGCUUGCUCCCCCUCUUAGCGCUGGUUUUUGCCGCGCUGAUUCUGCCGCAAAACGCGCUGGCGGCGCAACCAGCAGGAUCGGGCUGGGGAUGGAAUGUCGCGUCCGCCGUGUCGCAGCUGUUCUCGUCGCUGCGUGCGGGAACUCAAACCGCGCAGCCUACGACGACGUCUGCUACAAGUAGCGUCAAACCCGCUGCGACUGGCACUUGCGACCCGUCGUCUCUGUCGGGUUACACGUCGUCGAUCGCGCUCGCGAGCGGUCUCCGCCUGCAUUGGGCGGUAACCGCCACGUCGACGAUCCAGCUGGCCGUCGAGGCGACGCGGGCCAGCGGCGCGGGGACGGGGUGGUUCGCCGUGGCGUGGGCGUCGUCGCCCGGCGCGAUGGCGCCGGCGGAUGCGGUGAUGUGCAACCUUGCGACGACGCCGGCUAUUAAAGCGUACAGGAUCACGGGGUUCACGAGGUUCACCCGGUCUACAGGUGACGGCUCGGCUGUGGCUGUGGACGUGGCAGGAGUCAACUCGCUCAUCUGGGCCUUCUCCGCCAGUGGCUCUAAGACGGUCGCCUACCACAACGGCCACUAUGGCAGUGCUGACGUGGACUUCUCCUGUGACGCCUCUGCUUCCGCCACCCCCGCGCCCCCUCCGCCCGCCACCUCCACCCCUCCGCCCUCCACCUCCGCCCCUCCUCCGCCAUCCACCUCUGCUCCUCCCCCUCCGCCGUCGUCUUCUGGGGGAGGCUCCAACUGCCCCGCGUCCACCCUCCCCGGAUACACCUACCAGACUCAGCUCAAGGGCAGCACGCCUCCCUCUCUGCCCUCCUCUCUCCUCCCCUGCCCCUUCUACAGCCUGCUGCUCCACUGGAAAGCAGCUUCAGCUUCCCAGCUCGAUCUAGCCAUCGAAGCCACUGCCGCUCCGGCCAAGGCUGGCUGGAUCGCCCUCGCAUGGGCCAAGGGCGGCAAGAUGGCUCCUUCUGACGCGGUCUUUGGCAACAUGGCAGGCGGCGGAGUGGCGGCGUAUAAGAUCGGUGGAUACUCCAUGGGCUCGAUUCAGCGCACCACUGCUUUUUCCAUCGGAACUGCCAACACCACCACCACUGCUUCCGGGUCAACAGUGGUCAAGUUCUCCCGAACCCAGGGCACAGGUUCGGCAGCAAAGGUGCAAGUGGCGGGGAGCAACAGCCUGCUGUGGGCCUACUCCCCCUCGGGAUCUAAGAGCCUCGGCUUCCACGGCGGCGCAUAG
Messenger RNA from Closterium sp. Naga37s-1, 1311 nucleotides. Lineage: Eukaryota; Viridiplantae; Streptophyta; Zygnematophyceae; Desmidiales; Closteriaceae. The record is from the annotation of a GenBank genome assembly.